Molecule: messenger RNA, 3488 nt
Organism: Harpia harpyja (harpy eagle)
Lineage: Eukaryota; Metazoa; Chordata; Aves; Accipitriformes; Accipitridae
Gene: GSDME
Product: gasdermin E
Exons: 12
Coding region: 418-1923 (501 amino acids)
Biological process (GO): programmed cell death
Cellular component (GO): cytoplasm
Source: RefSeq, a predicted model, not a curated record
AGAAACCCCCUCUGCUGUGGGGGCUUCGCCCUCGGCACCUCGCCUCGGCGCGCGGCGCGGCUCGGCACGCCCCGCGGCCGGAGCUCGCCGCAUCCCCGGGGCCCGGCGGCGGGGAUCGCCGGGAGAGCCAUACAGCUGCACCAGCAAAUGUGCUCCCUGCAAAGACGUUCACAGCACACCAAAGUGUACGAGAUGCUGAAGUUUUCAUUCUGAGUCUGAAGACAGUCCUGUCUCUCCUGCCUGGUGAUAAAAGAAGCAUUCUGUGGGGAGGCAGAAAUCCUCUGCUGUUGUACCAGUGCUUUCCUCAUCCCAGCCAGUCUCUGCUGGGUGCUCAUUGGUAGAUGCUUUUUCUUAGAAUUUCAGCUGCAGCUGUUGAAAAACAGAUGUAUUCGUUCAGGCUUUAAUUGAUUCCCCAAGAUGUUUGCAAAAGCAACAAAGAAUUUUGUGAGAGAAACUGACAGUGGAGGUGACUUGAUCCCUGUCUCCCACUUGAACGCCUCAGACAAGCUGCAGCUUCUGAGCUUAGUUACAAAGAGGAAGAAAUUCUGGUGCUGGCAGAAGCCCAAGUAUCAUUUCUUGACAGUCACCCUGAGUGAUGUGCUUACUGAAGACAAACCAAUAAAACCAGUAAUUGUGGAGUCUGACUUUGCAAAAUAUAUGGGGAAGUUUGAAGAUUUUGUUCAAGGAAGUAUUGAAACUUCAUUUGGAAAGAUCAGCCUGGGAGCUAGAGGGAAGGGCUGUGUGGAAAACCAGUCCUCAUUUGGAAACCUGAGGAAGCAGGAGAUUGACUUGCAGCAGCUUAUGAAAGACGUCAAGGACAGAACAAUAAAUCUAAACAGUAGUUUACUGCAACAAGUAAUAGAAAGAAAACGUGAAGUGCUGUGCAUCUUGAGAGAAAGGAUAAUAACAACUCAGAAGUGUACGAUAUCUGAACAUAUCCAGACAGAAGAAAAAAUCAGUGGUGUGAUGGGAUGCAGUACAAAAAUAGUAAAGGUUUCAGUGAGUGAAACUGGAAGUAUGAUGAAGGAUUCUAGUGUGAUCCUUGAAAUUCCUCCUGCAACCACUAUUGCCUACGGUGUAAUUGAACUGUUUAUAAAGCACAGUGGCCAGUUUGAAUUCUGUCUGCUAGAUGAACAGCAAGGAGGUUUUGAAAAAGAAAGCACAGAAGGCUCAACUUAUCCCCACUUAGCACUAAUCAGAGAUGCUUCGUUUCUCUAUCAGCCAGAUGCUGUUGAUAAUGAGAUGUACUCUGGGGCUAAAAACCUCAUUCCCAGUGAUGCUUCUUUAAGUGUACUGAAACAAGAUCUGUCACAGUUGAAGACUCGGUUCCAGCCCUUUGUGAAGCUGCCGGAAGACAAGCAAAAAGCUUUAUAUAAAACCCUUUGUGAAUUCUUGCUCCAUGAAGAAAUGGCAACUGCCCUGGAGGAUGUGUUAGAUGAUAUCUGCACAGGAGACAAGCCAGAUCUGAAGGGGUUAAAACCUGCACAACAACAAGACCUCCUUGAUUUCUUGCAGCUCUUAGGGUGCAGUUUACAGAGUGAGCCCCUGUUGCAGAAAUAUCAGCCUCAGGAUGAAGAACUCUUCUCAGCUGCUCACCUCCUUAUCAGUGCUAUCUCUGAGCUGUCUGAUUACACUCUUGCCCUGCUGCGUGCCUGCUGUGAUCUUCAGGUUGUUCCAGCAUUGUGUUGUUUGCCUAACAUCGCUUCAGCCAAUGGCACUGUGGCGCUGAGCAGUCCUUUGGUGGCUACUCUCACUGACAGUGGAAGAUUUGAUGUCGUGCAAAGGCUGUUUGCUUCAUCAAACAUUAAUUUCGAAAUGACAGAGUCUUCUGUAAAAGCUCUAACUGUGAAAGAACCUAGAUUCUUCCCGCUUGUUCUUUAUGUUGCAUUGUACGGAUUUUAUGCUUUAGGUGGGAAUGUAUAGGAGCUUUGCUGAGGAUCCAGUUAUUGCUCUAGCCUGUUCUUUCUUCUGUAGCUCUGCAGCGUAGUGUUGGUAUGUUUGAGCUCGCAGCAGAGCCACUCAGCUGAGUACUUAUGGCAGUCCAGCCAGGGGUUACGGAGGUCAGGGUGGACUCUGCAUGCCUGGGGUGAGCACUCUGCACUGCCAUCAGAUGUGCUGCUGCUCUGCAGUUUCACUAAGGUGUGUAUGUCUGCAGUGGAAAAUACAUCAGUAAGGGACGAAGGGGAAGAAUUAAAAAAGACAAGUCCAACAGAAAUUAAACAUAGCUGUUCUGGUAGUUGUUAGAUCUGCAGGGCAGUAGAAGCCUGAUUGCUUGCAUUAUUAUGUGUGGGAGAAAACUGCAAAGUACAAACUGCUUUUUGUAAGCAAGCAAACAAGCAGGCUGUGGAAAUCCAGGGUUCUGCAACGCAGUAGAUGUUUUGCUCAUUUAAGACUUGAUAUGCAGAAUGCCUUCACUCUGGAGCAAGUGGAAUGGAGGACUCUCAGAGGUACUUGAUUAGGUUUUAAUUUAUUAAGUGUAGUUUGGCUUUAUGGAUGUGAACUGCACACUGCAGGAAAUAAAUAAACCUCUUUUUCAAAAACUAAGACCACCUUAGGGAUUUAUGCCUCUGUACAGCAUUUCUGUUUUCUAAUCAGUUUUUACUCACCUUAGCAAGUUUCAGCUGUUUAAAUUGCAUUCUGAACCUUCUCUUUGAGGUAUGGUGAGGCCUUUUGGUGUGUGCACGUGAAAUGUCCCUGCUGUACUCCACAAAAAUGAUCAUUUUACCCAUACGACAUUUUAAGUGCAGAUGUUUGGCUUGUUUCUUUGACUAACAGCAAAGUGUUAGUAAAGCACUUUGUGCUUUGAACUAUUUUGCCUUUUUUUCAUCGUAAUUUUUUGUAAUCAUGUGGAUGGGACAGAAAUGCAGCAGAGAUCACUGUAAAUGUGGGCUUGGGAAGAUGACAUUCCAGGUAAGUGGAAUACCAGCGCUUUCAGAUAAGAUUGUGAGAUGGCUGACAGACAAACAAGCAGGCACCUGGAAGGGGGGGGGGUGGUAAUCAGGCACCUGUGUGUGUGUGAGGGGCAUAAUCAGUAACCAGGCCCUGCAGGUUAGCUAGUGGGUGGGAGUCCUGGGUUCAGUUUUCUGCUAUAUUCCCACAUGGUCUUGAGCAGAUUGUCUAAGAGGUCUUUAAAAACUCAUGUCAGUUAAGCUUUCCCCGAGGAAGUGGACUUUGCAAAAAAGCACCGCGGUACCUUUCCAUACUCUGAGAGUGCAGGAUAGCCUUGCACACUGAGCUGUUGGCAUUCCUGCGUCUCAUCUGUUAAAUGAAGCUGAUGGUGUUGCCUGAAUGUUGCGCUGGUGUAUACGGAGAUGUCCUUUAGGAGGAUGGAAGCAUGUUACUCUGCUUCUGGGAGUGAUGCGUGUUUGUAAAUGGGAGAGUCUUCUUUUGCCAAUCACUACUCAAAAGUUGCCUCUGUAACUAACUAAUUUAUCAAAACUUCCUAUUAAAUGGUAUGUCAAAACAAUAGAAUAACUUAUAACCUCAUG